Erpetoichthys calabaricus (reedfish) is the source of this 7556-nucleotide messenger RNA. RefSeq names its product serine/threonine-protein kinase Nek9 (gene nek9). Gene Ontology annotation, cellular component: centrosome. The coding region runs from base 494 to 3538 and encodes 1014 amino acids. The record is from RefSeq and is a predicted model, not a curated record. Lineage: Eukaryota; Metazoa; Chordata; Cladistia; Polypteriformes; Polypteridae. Gene Ontology annotation, biological process: protein phosphorylation. Gene Ontology annotation, molecular function: protein kinase binding; protein kinase activity; ATP binding. The transcript is spliced from 24 exons.
ACCACUUCCGGGUCUUCGUGGUUUGCAAAGGUAAGAUGGAGUCAUCGAGAAAGUUUGAGCUGACCACUCUGUACUUUUAAAUGCAUCGACUGGUUCACACGUGGAGAAGACAAGAGAGUGGACCAGCGGUAGACUUGCUGGGUGCACGAAGUCCCGAAGCGGAGGAGCAGGUCACCGUCUUGUGGCCCCCGAGGACUUAACUUCUGCACAGCAGUCGAGCAGCCCGGCUAUUCAGCUGUCAAGAGCGCGACUGCUUCUGGAGACGUGCAACACAUGAAAGGAAGGACGAACCCUUGAUAAUGUCGACACAUGCAUUCUUGUUUCGCGAGGUGAUAUAAGCUGAAAAAACGUGGACGACACUGUACAUGAGCCCUAUUUUUCAACAGUGUGCCAUCGGGGAAACUUUUCUACGUAAUACUGAAAUCAUCCUCUCACGUUGCUGUGUUUAAUACUCUAUCACGUUUUAAGUGUCGUAUUUAAAUAAAUUUACAAAAUGUCGCUUGAAGAUUAUGAGAGGCACUUUGAUUCAUUGAAUUCUGAUUUUGGAAGCGAACUAAGCCGAUCUGGAUCUCGGUCUGCCUCCGGUUCCUUCACUGGAGAGCAGGAAAAACUGCACUACAUCCCGAUCCGACUGCUGGGGAGAGGAGCCUUCGGGGAAGCGAACCUGUACAAGAGAGCCGAGGAUAAUUUAUUGGUAGUUUGGAAAGAAAUAGAUCUUAAUCGCCUUUCAGAAAAAGAGAGGGGUGAUGCCAUGAACGAAAUUUUCAUUCUGUCUGUUCUGCAACAUGAUAACAUUGUAGGCUAUUACAACCACUUCCUGGACAAGAACACUCUUCUGAUUGAGCUUGAAUACUGCAAUGGUGGGAAUCUUUACGACAAAAUUAUUCAACAGAAAGGAAAACUGAUUCCACAAGAGACCGUGAUCUGGUAUUUAUACCAGAUAGCAUCUGCUGUGGCUCACAUUCACAAAGCAGGAAUUAUUCACAGGGACAUCAAAACCUUAAAUAUUUUUCUAACAAAAACCAACUUGAUCAAAUUAGGAGACUAUGGACUAGCUAAACAGCUGAAUUCUCAGUAUCCUAUGGCUGAAACUUGUGUAGGUACCCCCUAUUACAUGUCCCCAGAGCUCUGUCAAGGUGUGAAAUACAGCUUCAAAUCGGACAUCUGGGCUCUGGGCUGUGUCAUCUUUGAACUAUUGACUUUGACAAGAACAUUUGAUGCAACAAACCCCUUAAACUUAUGUGUGAAGAUUGUACAAGGAAAUCGAGCCAUGGAGAUGGAUUCCAAAGUAUUCUCUGAAGAGAUAAUUAACCUUGUGCAUGACUGCUUAAAUCAGGAUCCAGAUAAGAGACCCACAGCCGAGCAGAUACUCGAGCUUCCAAUUUUAUACAAACGCAGACUAGAAUUAGAGGAGAAGGUCUGCAGACUAAAUGGCCCUAAUAAACGACCAAGGUUAAGCACAGUUACUGAAACAUCUAUUGCUGUUGUAACCUCUCGGUCCAGUGAAGUUUAUUUUUGGGGAGGUGGUAAGUUUACUCCACAGAAACAAGAUGCUUUCAAAGGAGGAUGUAGUGCCCAUCAGGUGUGUGCAGGAGAAACUCACUUUGCGGUUGUGACUGUUGAGAAGGAGCUGUACACUUGGGCAAAUGUGCAGGGAGGAGCGAAAAUGGUUGGCCAGCUUGGACAUGGAGACCAGGCAUCCUACAGACAACCAAAGAGAGUUGAAAGGCUGCAAGGAAAAGCUAUUCGCCAAGUGGCCUGUGGAGCAGAUUUCACAGCCUGCAUAACGGAUGAAGGCCACAUGUACAUGUUUGGCUCCGAUUAUUAUGGCUGCAUUGGAGUGGAUGGAGAACUUGGAGAGGAGGUCCUUGAACCUGUCCUGCUUGAGUUUUUUCUUUCCAACCCAGUGAAACAGGUGUCUUGUGGGGACAACCAUGUAGUUGUUCUUACUCAGGAUAAAGAAGUCUACUCUUGGGGAUAUGGAGAGCAUGGUCGCCUGGGCUUGGACUCAGAAGAUGACUGGUCAUCUCCACAAAAGGUGAAUGUGCCAAAAAGCUUAAGCAUUUCUUCAGUCCAUUGUGGUUCGGAUGGGACUUUUUUUUUGACCCAGUCAGGGAAAGUUCUAGCUUGCGGAAAUAAUGAAAUGAAUAAACUUGGCCUCAACCAGUUUAUAUCAGGAAUAAAGAACCAUUCCCAAGAGGUCCAUCAGGAGAUCCCUUACACUACUUCUUUAACUAUAGCAAAGCAGCUGGCCAGAUUUAAAAUCCGAUCAAUUGCUCCAGGAAAGACGCACACAGCUGUGAUUGAUGAGAGAGGGAGACUGCUUACCUUUGGCUGCAACAAAUAUGGCCAGUUGGGAGUCAGGGAUUACAAAAAGCAUCAUGGUGUAAAUCUUUUGGUGGGUCCCUUUGCUGGGAAGGAGGUCACAAAGGUCUCCUGUGGAGAUGGUUUCACAAUUGCUGCUACACUUGACAACCAGAUUUUUGCUUGGGGCAAUGCUGGUAAUGGUAGACUAGGAAUGCCACCAGGAAAAGGAUUUGGUUCAGAAGUUUGCCCUGCCUUACCUCGUCCAAUUUUUGGCACCUUGCAUCAUGUUCCAGAUCUUUCCUGCCGAGGAUGGCACACGAUACUCAUAGUUGAAAAGGUUCUAAAUUCCAAAACAAUUAGAUCGAAUAGCAGUGGACUGUCAGUAGGCGCUGUUGGCCAAGGUUCAGCCUCUGACCUGGAAAUGCUGAGCAAUCAGGAAUCUGAAGCCUCCAAUGACCGAGGUGGCUCAGGGGGUACUGUGGAAGCUGAUGCUGGAGGACCCAGAUUAGGGACUCCAGCAGAAUAUUUAAAGAAUAUGACUGAUAGCUCAUGUCCUGACUGGCUGCUUAAGGAACUUGAAGAUGCAGAAUUUAUUCCAAUGCCAAAGAAUACACAGGAGUCCAAAGAUCUCUUGCCUUCUUGGCAUGAAAAGCAAACUCUUACUUAUGAAGAGCAAAUGGAUCUAAAGACAAAUGAAGUAGCAAUAAAAGAACAAUCGGAGAUUGAUGAAGCUGAAUUUCUGCCAGCACUCAGUGAGCAUUCUGAGCAUCUGUCCCCUCUGCAUGAGAUUAAGACUUUAACCUAUGAGGAGCAACAGGAAAUAAGAGCGUCAACAGACACUGUGACAAAAAUAAAUCCAAUUUCAGGCAUUGAUAUAGAUAAAAUGAAUGGUACCACUAAAGAGGGCCACACUCACAAAGCAUGUAUCAAUUCCCACUGUGAAAUGGACAGAGUUAGAGUAAUGGAAGAAAACAAGCGCUUGAAUGCAGAACUGCAAUAUUUACGUGCAGAAGUAUGUAAAGUGGCCCAGCUGAAAGAGAUGUUGAUAAGGCAAGAAGAGAAGAUUCAGGUUCUACAGCAGCAGUUUGAUAAUCAGAUGAAAGAAAAUGAGAAGCUGUGGAAAGCAAUUGAAUCUCUGAAAAACUUUAAUUUGGAUCCUGGCCUGGAGAGUAAUCUUCAGGAAAGUCAAGAACCAGCAAGAUGUGCUUCGGACACAGAUGUCAGUCAGUAAGCAGAAUAUUAGGCAUCCUGCUUAUGCUGAAUGAGUGAAUUUGGAUUCUAUCCAAUUCAACACAUGCCCACAUGAGGUUGUUCUGCAUUCGUAGCUACAGUUCAGCAGCAGAAUAUUACAUGGGAUUUUCUCUCCGGCUGUAUCAAGAGUACCUCAAGAAGGACUGAAGGAAAGAGUUAUUGAUACUUGAUUGAAAGGAAUGAUUAUGUAUUUGAAAGUUGGAGGGGCUUGAUCAAUCCCUGUGAAGGUUACUUUGAAGAUUGCUAGGGAACCGAUAUGUGCUGAAAGGUUCUGAGCUAUUUUGAAAUUGUCAUUUGCAAAAUGUUUGCAAUGGCAGACAUAUCUUGAUAAUUAUACAACAUGUUCAGUGCUAUGUCUAGCACAGGAUUUAUUUAAUGAUAAAGUGCCUAUGCCAACUUGAAUGUGGCAUUAAGUUUAUUCCACAGUGCCUUUUCUAGAUGCCAUAAUGCAUCACAUCAUGUCAGCUUUUAAAAAUUUAUCUUGUAUUUUUUAAAUACAGAUGCUAAAUAUAACUUUUUAUAAUGUUGUAUAUCUGUGUGUUUUGACAUUAAUUUUAUUUAAUAUAUGAAAUGGCUGUAAGAGCUAUUUACAUUCUUGCUGUUAACUUCAGAAAGAACAGAUUGGAGUUUUAAGAAUUCAUUUAUGUGUUUAGCCUUUUUAAAACUGCAUAGGCCUCCAGAGAGACAUUUGCAUGAUCAGAUUAUCCAUGUUCACUGUUCUAUUAUUUUUUAUCAGAAUGGUUACAGCAUACAUAUAGGUUGCUGUGAUUCCCAGGAACAAAAAACUACUUUAAUGGUGUAUUGUUUUUGAUUUCACUGUCAUUUGUGUGAAUGUAUGUUGCUAGCCUAGACGGCCAUCAUGAUGCCACCCAGUUUUUCUAUGGGUAUCUUAAAGGUGAAGGGCAGUUUCUAAAUUGCAUGUAAACAAUCUUAUCACUGAUAAUAUAUCCGUUCAGAUUGACUGCUUGUAAAAUGUAUGUUUUUAAAUGUUUAAUUAUUUUAAAUAGAAGAUAUUUGCUGUCAGACUUUUACUUGUCUAUAAUGGAAAGCAACUCAGCAAAAAUUGUCAGUUUUUCCAUAGGUUGUCUUAUGUUUAAAAAUCAGUUAUUGUGGUUUCAUCUGGUAGUACGCAAGUAAGAUACUUUUUUCUUUUUUUAAUGAAAAGAGUAAUGCUGUUUUUUGUUUUAUAUACUUUGUGAAAAUUGCAAAAUGGCAGCAAGUGUUUAAUUUUGUAAUGAUCUGGAUUAGAUAUGUUGCCAUACAUCAGUUACUCUUUGCAGGUUUGUCCAUAAAAAUUGAUUCAGAAUUUAUCCAUUGUAUAGAAAACAAUUGCCUCCACCAUAUUCAUAGCUCACAUAAAUCUGAGCUUCAAUAUUAUCACCCUACAAGUAGAUUAACAUUUUAUUUUCAGUCUUAAGAAGGCCCUUUAUAAAAUGUCUCUCUUAUUGUUUUUUGUCAGAAAGGCUAAGACUGUAAAUUAGAUGAAGACGGUACUUAAAAAUAAAUGUUUUCCCAAUUAAAAAAAGCGGGUUAGCUUAAAUAAGUUAAAUAAAUUCUGCUCAUUUUUUUUCUGAAGUUAAAGCAUAAAGUAUGGUUACAGACAUCACUUUGAUCCUCAUACUACUAAGUUUAAUAUUAAAGUGAAAUAAUUAUUUUAUCAGUUGAAUUUUUGCUAUAAAGUUACUGAAUUAAUUGUAAAGUUUAGUUAUCUACAGACCUACAGUGUACACUUGUGUUUCCUAUCCUCAGAAUGCAAACAUACAAUUCUAAAUGUUUAUUUUUCAGAAAUAAGCCUGCCAUCAGUAAUAUUGGCUAUACUUGUGAAGAGUACUUGUAUUUGUUUUUGCAUUUCCAAUUUAGGGUGUUUUCUUGCCAUUUGAACAUUUAUGUGCAAAAUUGAAUCAAGUAUUUUUGGUGACAGAUUAUUCUGUACACAGUGUACAAAUGUAUGUGCUCAACAGUGUAGUUGUUCUUUUAAUAUUGCACUAUUUUAUAUUAACCUAUUUAAAAUGUACAAGAUACAAGAUUUUUUAGUCUUGUAGGUGUCCCAUUUAACUUUUUCCUUCUUGCGUGCCAAUGAAAUCCAUUCUGGUUUUGAGCUUUUAUUGUGAAUGUACAAUCCUAGUGUGCAUGGCAAUAUGUCAUUUGGAUCAUGAAAGUCAGCCUGGUAACAUUCACUCAUUUUGGUGCCAGCUAUAUAUGGUACAAAUUUUAGAUUUAAACUAUAGGUUAAUAUUUUAAUAAAAGAUUUAGUAAGCAUUUGAGCAUGAUUAACUUAAUUGACAGAAAAAGCACAUUUUAAUUCCAUUCAACUAACACAGUCUACAGAGUAACAGAAUUACAUGCAUAAAUGAGUUUUAAUAUGAUGAAAGGAAAGAUAUGAAGUCAAAUGACAUAUGGUUAAAUAAAUAAAUAUACCGCAUCAACAUGUUGCUUUCAACCACAAAUUAACAACUAAACAAAUGACUCAACCAAACAAUAGUUUUAUUUAUAAAUGGUUAAUUCUUAGAUCUGUUAUUUAUACCUUGUUGUUCCUUGGUAUAUAACAUUUUGCACAUUGAAGUCAAAUUAUUUUGUAGGGUUCAGAUUUCAUAAAUGUGUCAGUCUAAAAUUACACAGUAAAAUUGCACUUGCAUGAACACAGUGGUAAUUUAAGGAAAGUGCAAGUCAGUUAUUUUUCUUUUGCAAUGUGUUCUGAAUAAAGACAUUCAAAUUUGUAUUUAUCACUAAUUGUACAGUAAAAAUUACAGUACAGUACAUUUUGCCACACUGAAAAGUGAUUAUCCUCUAUAUUUUAAGUUUUAUUCCAUAUAAGAUUGUUUACAGGUAUGUGUAGGUUAUUCUUUGUUAUCUAUAGCCACUGUUUAUUAAUUAGUCAUUGCAAAUUCAAAUAUCUGAGAGUCUCAGAAAUAGGAUUUUAAACUGCAAUUUUACAAAUACUACCUUAGAGUAGUAUGGGUGAGGGAGGAAAAUUUGCUUGAUAUUUUGAUGUCUGUAGAAUUAAGACCUAUUUUUGCUUUAUUCCAUGAUUAUGUCUCUAACAAACAUCUGAAACUUUGUCAGUGUUUUUUUUUUUUAAUACUGAAUUUUAUUUUUAGUACAAUUACUGAAUUAGGAUGAAUGUCUUGAAAGUGCAUUAUGUAUGAGUAGCUGAAGGAAGUUGGUGCACCUGAAACUCUGCAAAUUUUUAAGUGAGAUAUAUUUUUGUUGUCAUCCAUAGUAUUUUGAUAGCAUGUUAUAUGUAACUGUGAAUUGGUAAAAACAGAAAAAUGCAACUAAAAAAUUCAAUUUUUGAUGGAAUUUUAACUAUCAAUUACGCAACUACUGAAAUGCAGCCUUUGGUUUUGCAUUUGAUGUUUGCAGGCAUUGUAUACAAUUAUCUUUGCAUUUACUGUUUCUCAUUUAAAAGUGAAUUCAAAAUAUUGUUAUUUUGUGGGUACAAAAUAUAGCCAUGGAAGCUAUAAAAAUGUACUGUUUGUGACAAUAUUUAAUUCUUUACUCACUAAAGUUUAAAAGUUCUGCAUUGCAGUAAAUGGUAAUUCAGUCUUUCAUUUCCCUGCAACUGGAUUUUAUUAUUUGACCUUUUUGAAUUUUAAAAAGGCAUCUUGUUUUAUAUUUCACAUUAACUUUAUGAAUUUGAGAAUUCAUCUUCUAAUACAUUGUUUCUGUAGAUGUGUCAUUUGAUUUACUUUUGGACUUUGUAUAUGUUCAUAGGCAACCAGUAAAAGACAACGGAGUAUGAAUUCUAUAUAAGAAAUCAAUGUUUAUGUUGUUUGUAAUGUGUUUUAUAACAAAAGAAAAAGGGAAAAUCUUUGCAUAUUUAUUGUUAUCUUUACUAGAUUGCAGUUUCUUCAUUGGAAAUGAGCUGUCUCAGUAGGUUUCAAAUAACAAAUCACUGUUGGACAGGAAAACACUUUUCUUUACUAGGUAAUUAUUUUCCAAGCUAUUUGUGUAAUGUUGGGAAUAUUCAUGCUUUUAAUAAAGAAAAUACUUUGUCA